Molecule: messenger RNA, 1449 nt
Organism: Penicillium verhagenii
Lineage: Eukaryota; Fungi; Ascomycota; Eurotiomycetes; Eurotiales; Aspergillaceae
Product: Hsp90 co-chaperone CDC37
Exons: 2
Coding region: 1-1449 (482 amino acids)
Biological process (GO): protein stabilization; protein folding
Cellular component (GO): cytoplasm
Molecular function (GO): heat shock protein binding; protein kinase binding; protein-folding chaperone binding
Source: RefSeq, a predicted model, not a curated record
AUGGUUCUUGACUACAGCAAGUGGGAUGCUCUAGAGCUAUCCGAUGACUCCGACAUUGAGGUUCACCCUAAUGUUGACAAACGCUCUUUUAUCCGAGCCAAGCAGAAUCAAAUCCAUCAGCAACGAGAACAGCGCCGCCACGACAUCAAGACCCUGAAGUAUGAGCGCAUCAUCAACGAUGGUCUCCUUGUGCGCAUCGACAAGCUCCUCUCAGCGCUAAAGCAGCACGAAGGCACCUCUACCUCCCCCGAACAGCCUAUCUUCCAGACUAUCAUGGAAUUUGCCAGCAACCCCGCAGACGACCAAGCCCCGCCACCACCAGAGGGCGUUUAUACACAUGAAAAGGAGCAGCCCAAAUACUCUCAGAUGAUGAGCUCGCUGCUCGAUAUGGUGAAGAAAGAGUUUGAGGACUCGAAACCCGACAAUAUGAUCGAUGCAUACAUCAAGGGCGUCGAGGGUCACCAGACCAAGGUGCAGAAUCUGCAGAAGGAAUUGUUGACAAGGCUCGCGGGACUGGAGAAGGAAGAGGGCAGCAAGAUUACCAGCGACCAAUUGCACGACGGCUUCAAUACAUCUCACGUUGCCAAGGCUACUGAGAAGUCGCAAGCUGCUUCAUCCAAGUCUACUGAGGUCCAACUGCUGAACCCCGGUGCGAGCAGCAGCCAGGCCGCGGCCGAGAAUGAAGACGACGAUGAUGAUCCUGCCGAUGUCGAGAUUAGCGAAUUAGGCCGCAAGUUUGCCCAUCUUCGUCCCAACGACUACGCUGCCUACCUUCAAUUUAUCAGCGCCAACCCCCAGAUUGUCGCCGAGAAGGAGACUGAUGGCCUGCUUGUCGAGGCUUUCAACACUCAAAUGAAGGGCCAGGAAGAGUAUGCCCGGCAGUGUGUUCACCAGGCUUUACUCUUGCAAUACUGUCGCUCCUUGGGCCCCGAUGGUAUCAAGCUCUUUUUCACCCGCAUCACAACCAAGGACCACCGGGCAUCAGGUCUGUUCCGCAACGACGUCAAUGAAACUUAUCACCGUAUCAAGAGCCGUGCCGCUGAGCUGAGCAAAGAUGGCUCUGCCUCUAACGACCCCGCGGGUGUCGAACAAAUCCAGUUGCACGCCGUUGACCCCAACACAAAGAUCACUAUCAACCUCCCUCAACCAAACAGCCAGGAGCCUAUUGAGAUUGAGGCCCGCAAGAUCUUUGAUGCUUUCUCCCCAGAGCUUCAAAAGGCCCUGGAAUCCGAGUCCCUGGAUGAAGUGAACAAGGUCCUUGGCAAGUUGUCCGUGGAAGAUGCGGAAGUUGUUGUUGAGCAGCUGGGUGAAAGCGGUAUGCUCAGCAUGGAGCAAGGUAUCAUCGAUAGUACUACUGAGGAGGGAAAACAAAAGCUUGCUGAGUUUGAGGCUGAACGCCAACAUGAAGAAGUCGGAGAACCUGCUGGUGACAUUACUGAAUUGGACUAG